AUGUUACGACGAGUUGCUACACCGGUUACAUUUCAGAGAACAUUUUUCGGCUCUGCAAAGCCUCAGUCAUACAGGAUUUCACGAGUUUUAAAUGGGUCACCAGAGCAAGUCUAUGCAAUCGUAAGUGAGGUUGAUAAGUAUAAGCAUUUUGUACCAUUUGUUGAGGAUUCUUUCAUUACAGCACGCGAUGCCAAUUCGCUCCCGUCUAGAGCAGGAUUAAAAGUUGGCUGGAAAGAUAUUACUGAAAGAUUUGAAUGCGAGCUCCAGUGUGCAAAGAACGAAAAAGUUUAUGCCAAAAGUAUAGAGUUGGAUUUAUUCCACUCGCUCGAGACGUUAUGGACGUUUAAAAAUAUUAAAUCCAAUGGACCACCAAAAUGCAAAGUAGACUUUACCUUGACAUACAAGUUCAAAAACCCUCUAUACGAGCAACUUAGCUCCUUGUUUGCACCAAAAGUUUCAAGUAUUAUGAUUGGUGCAUUCGAGAAACGGCUCAUGCAACUCUCGUUUGAAAAUACAAAGAACAAUAGACAAACUGACGAGGCAAAACUUUAA
Molecule: messenger RNA, 552 nt
Organism: Lodderomyces elongisporus
Lineage: Eukaryota; Fungi; Ascomycota; Pichiomycetes; Serinales; Debaryomycetaceae
Gene: COQ10
Product: ubiquinone-binding protein
Exons: 1
Coding region: 1-552 (183 amino acids)
Biological process (GO): cellular respiration; ubiquinone biosynthetic process
Cellular component (GO): mitochondrion
Molecular function (GO): ubiquinone binding
Source: RefSeq, a predicted model, not a curated record